Molecule: messenger RNA, 926 nt
Organism: Pyrus x bretschneideri (Chinese white pear)
Lineage: Eukaryota; Viridiplantae; Streptophyta; Magnoliopsida; Rosales; Rosaceae
Exons: 8
Coding region: 423-800 (125 amino acids)
Source: RefSeq, a predicted model, not a curated record
UGGGUUUGGGACAAGUUAGGAUUGUAUUCGGUGGGAUCGACCGCCCAGUGUGGGAUUUGGUGAGGGGAAGGCAUGCGGCCUACAGAGAGGAGGAGAGAUAGAGGGGGAGGGAGAGAGCGUUCUGCAGCACGCUAGCAGUUUUCGUUCAGAUCCAGGUCACUUCUCUCUAUGGUGGUCCCUUAGAGUUUACGUUUAUCAUGCAAAGCACAGAAAACCCUGCUUAUCGGGCUGUAUCUAUGCUACUAUCAGAGCUUAAGGACGAGGUUGAUGUUAAGAUUGUUGUGGCUGGUAUUUCAACAACCUGCAGUCAGAAAAUUCACAACCAAUUGCAAAAAACCUUGCGGUGAGCAAACAGGCAUAACCAAUUCUGCCAGAAUUGCUGGAGAAUUCCACAACCAAGGUCAUCGAGUACGGCCGGAAGCAUGUUGAGGGUCGAGAUGGCGAUAGCACCGAUGUUGGCAAGAGCGGCGAUCCCUUUUCAAGGUUUUGGGGUGUUCUUGCUAGAAAAGCCGAAGACAUUCUCGACGAUGAUGAUAAUGGAGUUCAGGAUUAUGAUUCACCCCGAACAACAAGGACGGAUAUGCUGUCUAUGCCAACAAGGGGGUAAGGCUAUGUUGGAGCAAAAACUGUGCAGGCAAAGACAUAAGAGUGAUGGGUUUUGGAAUGAAAUGCAAAGAGAGCUCAGCAUGAGGGUGCUGUUGGUUUACCUUGCCUGGAAGUUUUGCAGUGCGGGGUUGUUCAAGAAAAAAGGUUUUAAAGGAUCCUUUGCAGAUGCAGGAUCUUCUGCUAAGAUUGUGUGAGCCGUUGCUUCAGCCAAAACAGGUGCUCUCUCCAUUUUUCAUCUCUUCCAUACUCAAACCCUAGCCGCUCCACCUCUCUCUCCCACACAUAAGCAAACUCCAUCUGAAAGCCGAAGAAUCCAAAGG